Molecule: messenger RNA, 7711 nt
Organism: Nothobranchius furzeri (turquoise killifish)
Lineage: Eukaryota; Metazoa; Chordata; Actinopteri; Cyprinodontiformes; Nothobranchiidae
Product: MAM and LDL-receptor class A domain-containing protein 1
Cellular component (GO): membrane
Molecular function (GO): protein binding
Source: RefSeq, a predicted model, not a curated record
AUGUAAUAAAGGUGUCCCUCUGGUACUUCAUGGGCCAGGUAGUCACUUUGCAUUUCUUGUUGGGUUCCCUACUUUGUGGCCCAACUCUUCAGACAUGAAGCAGUUAUUUGUGCUGCUGUCAGCAUGGCUGGCCAUGGUGUCCUGUUGUCCAGAUGGGAACUUUUCCUGCUCAUCUGGAGAAUGUCUACCUGCUAAAAUCGUUUGUGAUUUUCAGAAGAAUUGCAAAGAUGGAUCAGAUGAGGAGUUUUGUGGCUCCUGUGAUUUUGAGGACCACUCCUGUGGUUGGAAGGACAUCAGUGCUACAGCCUACAAAUGGAGCUGGAAGAUGGCAAACGUCACCUCCAUACCUGGACAAGACCACACCACAGGAAGCCCCUGGGGGCAUGUCAUGUACUUAAAUGGUAAAGAAGGGAACUUCUUUGACCAUGCUUAUUUGGAGUUCUCUGUGAACCGCUCUCUCGGUCUAGGUUGCCAGAUCAGCUUUUGGUACCACAUUUAUGACCCCAAGCCUUUGUCAAUAUCAUUGUCAACACUUGAAAUAAAAAUGGUUCGAGGUAAUUCAGCAAGAUCCUUGCUGGAGAUUUCUAAGGGGGAGACAAAAGGUUGGGAGAACGCCACGGCAUUUAUCGGAAAUCAGCCCGGUGGCUACAAGUUGCUGUUUUCAUACAGUACUGCAAUUCUGGAGACCAAAGACGUGAUGUUGGAUGAUGUCAGCUUUGAGUUCUGUGGAGAGGAAGACAUCCCAGACGGGUCAGACCGACUCUCGUGCGAUUUUGAAAAGGACACCUGUUCAUGGUAUCACGACUACACAGCAAGUCUUUUAUGGAAAAGAAGCAGCGGGUAUUAUGGUGAUGUAACGGGCAAUGGCUACUUCAUGCUCAUACAAGCUUCAUACUCCCUGAACAUAUCAUCAACAGCCCGACUCAUCAGCUUCCCUCAACCUGUAGGUCAAACCAUAUGUGUGAGCUUCUUUUACUACAUAUUUGGAAACAGUAUUGGCACAUUGAAGUUUAUUGAAAAGCGUUCCGGUGAAGCAGAAACUGUCGUAUGGAUGCGAAGUGGCACUCAGGGAAACAAAUGGAGGUUUGCAGACCUCACCUUCAACAGUGACAAACCAAUCCAGUUCAUCAUAGAAGCUGAGGUGGGGGGUAAGCAGGGUAGCAUAGCCAUCGAUGACCUUGUGGUGUUGACUGGUUCCUGCCCCCCUGAGAGAGAGUGCACCUUCCAGGGCUCUCUCUGUGGCUUGCAGCCCCAAGCAUCUUCAGACUUUACUUGGAACCGAAUCACUGGGGCCUCCCAACCAGCCAACUCUUCAGGCCCCUCCAGGGACCACACUCUGGGGACAGAAUAUGGUUAUUAUCUGAGUGCAGAACUGUGGAGACAUUCUGCUGGGUCCAAAGGAGCCAUGAUGACAGCAGUGAUGGAGCCCACUCCUUCCAAUGGGGAGUGUCUGAUGUUCUGGUACUACAUGGAGGGGGGAGGAGUGGGGGAACUCAGUGUUUACAUUCAAACAGCUGAAACCCCCAUCAAGCUGUGGACCAGAAAAGGAGAUCAGGGGACACACUGGAGGCAUGGAAGAGUAACACUUAACAGCCCUGGUACCAAAUAUCAGGUGAUUCUUGAAGCCAUAGCUGGAGAUGGACCAAGGAGAGACAUUGCCAUUGAUGACCUCACAGUUCUGAAUGGCGCCUGUCCUCCUGCAGGCUUUUGUGAUUUUGAGAUGGACUUCUGUGGUUGGGUCAACAGUCCUCCACCAGAGUCUGGAGUAGACUGGGACUGGCUCUCAGGUGAAAGUGAGGGUCAGAUGGUUCCACGGAGGGACCACACUACCGAUUCUUCUUUAGGCCACUUUGCAUUUUUCAAGCCCUUUGAGUCCAACAGGGAAGGAGUUGCCAGACUGGAGAGUGAGUUCAUGGAGGCUGUAGAUCAGGCUUGUCUUAGGAUCUGGCACCAUGCUAAAGGAUGGUCUAUAAAUAGACCUUCUGCUUUUACACUGACGGUGUUUGUGAACGAGACCGGUAAACUGCAGCCAGUGUUUAAUACGAGCGGUUACACUAAUAGCUCCUGGAUCCAGGACAGUGUGGAUUACAAAGCUUCAGGUCAACAUCAGAUUAUUUUACAAGUUCUGCGUCCAGCCAAAGGAGACGGAAGUUUCUCGCUGGAUGAUAUCCACAUCAUGAGAGGUGAAUCUUGUGAUGACAACAUCCUCACCACGACCACUACAAUCCCUCCCACCACCACCACAGCUCCUGACACCACCAUGGACUGCACCUUUGAAGAAGGUUUGUGCAGCUGGACCCAUGAGAGUGAUGAUACCAGCUGGACUCUGAGUAAUGGACUUCAGGCGAAAGGGCUGUGGAAUGGGCCUCUUUAUGAUCAUACUGUCGGUAACAAUCAAGGUUUCUUCCUACUGCUGAAUGGUUCUGGCUCCAAGGAGGACGAGAAAACUGUCAUUUCUGUUCCUGUUGUUGAUCGUGGAUCAAAAAGUUGUGUUGAAUUCUGGUAUUACAGUCUCGGACCUUCAGUUUCCACCCUGAAUCUGCUCAUUCAGACCAAAUUUUCUGAGCUGUUAGUCUGGACUCGUCAGGGGACCCAGAACUCCGAGUGGAUGAAUGCAAAAGUAAACAUAAACAUAAGCGACGCAUUUAAGAUAAUGAUCACCGGAUAUAAAAACAUCCACAGCAGAGGAUUUAUGGCUGUUGAUGACAUCACUGUGAGAGAAGGAGUCUGCAGUGAUCAGAGUGUGUGUGGAUUUGAUUCAAGUUCGUGUGGCUUUGAGAAUAGCGUUGAUCACAGGGGGCGCUGGGAACGCCGAAGAGCAACUAAAUCUCGUGUGGAUCACACCUAUGGGACUGAAAAUGGUUUCUUUAUGGCUGUGAUGAAUUCAAGCUCUACACAGGAGGAAGUAGCUGAGCUGUUCUCACCAGAGUUCAAGUCAGCUGCAGAGAUGUGUGCACGCUUCUGGUACCGAUUGCCUGUCAAUUCCUCCAACGCCCUUUCUGUUCAUGUGAUGAGAGCCGGGUUGCUUGGCGACGCCCUUUGGCAGCGAUCUAGAUUACCCACUAGUGGCUGGGAGGUGUCAGAAGUCACCGUGUCUUCACCUGCACAUUUCUUUGUGGUAUUUCGUGCUGUCCAUGUGCCCGGCACCAGUGACACAGUAGAAAUUGAUGAUUUUUCAGUGAGCGAAGGUGCCUGUAAUCCUCCUGCUACCUGUGACUUUGAGUCUGGACAUUGCAACUGGGUCAACAGCAUGAAUGAAGAUGGACAUGACUGGGUUCUGGUCCAUGGAGGACCAAAUGGUCCACCAGCAGACCAUACCACUCAGACAUCAGAUGGUUGGUUUUUAUUGAGUUCAGCUCAACACCAGAGCCAACCCAGUGUAGCUCAGGUUGUGUCUGAAUGGAUCCACCUGAGAGACGCCUCAUCUUGUCUCACCUUUUGGUACCACAUGCACAACAGUGACUCGGGGACACUAAAAGUGUUUUCACGUACAGACUCCUCAGAAGAGGCUCUGGUUUUCCACAGUAGCAACAGCAGCAACAACUGGAGCAGAUUUUCUCAGUCUCUGGAGAUCUCCAAACCUUUCCAACUUUUGAUCAAAGCAGAGUCUAACAACCAAGGAUUUAUCGCCAUCGAUGAUGUCAGUCUCAUACCAGGACCGUGUCGAGCUAACGAAACUUCUAUAGGAUUUGUUGGCUGUUCGUUUGAAAAUGGGACAUGUGACUGGGAAGAUGUGAGUGUUGGUCAGUUUCAGUGGGUGAGAAGGAAUGCUACUGGGAACACUGGACCCCCUAUGGACAACACACUAGGAACUGAAUUGGGUUGGUUUGUAGCAGUGGAGGCUGAUCGAGGGGAAGAAAUGAGCCCCGCUGCUCUGCAGAGUCCCAUGAUGCAACAAGCCAGUUCCACCUGCACAUUGCACUUUUACUACAACAUGAAUGGAGAGGAAUCAGAACUCAGAGUGCUCCUAAAGGUUGGCCCCAGAACCACCACACUCUUGUGGCUAUCUGGUAACCAUGGAGAUGCGUGGCAUCAUAGUGAGGUUAUGGUCGGCAGGAGCCCUCAGGAUUUUACCAUCCUGUUUGAAGCCUCUAGGAACUUCAACGAGCCAGAAUAUGUUGCACUUGACGAUAUCAUCUUCACAAACUGCUCUCUCCCAGCUCCUGAGUCAUGGUGUCCUGACAGUAUGUUCAAAUGCAACAACAGAGUGUGUGUUGACCCUAAUCAGGUGUGUGACUUCAGUGAUGACUGCGGAGAUGGAUCUGAUGAGCUCAGCUGUGAAAAACAAGGUGUGAUGGAGCGCUGCAGCUUUGAACAAGGUUUCUGUUCCUGGGCGAAUAGUGAUCUGAACCCACCUGGAGCUGAUUGGAGGCUUCUUCGAGGACAGGAGGCCUUGUCCAAUCACGGACCUCGUAGAGAUCACACCAGGAACUCUGAUGCAGGUCACUAUGUUACACCUGGACUUCACCUGACUGUGAGGAAACAAACAUCUGAGAUUAUCUCCAAAACAUUACUGCCAAGCAUAAACUGCACAGUGAGAUUCUUUUACUUCAGCAUGGAUGACGCUGCGGCCACACUGACAGCCCAAUCAAUGACCCAGAUGUCUGGAAUCAACAACAAAGUGCUGUGGGUCAGGAGGACUUCCCAGAGCUUCAGCUGGCAGAGGGCAAAGGUCACUUUCUCCACCUCAGCCAGCAGCAAGAUUGUUUUCAGGUACGAGCUUGGAGAAGCUCCCAGAGGGCUGGUUGCUUUGGAUGACGUCUCUUUCUCUAGGGAAUGCGUUUUUGAUCCAGAAAACAGCGAGCUGCCCGACACUACCCCCACCUCAGCCCCACCCACCCCCUCUAGCACACCCACCGCUACUAUCAACCCCUGUCAGGAAAGUGAGUUCUUUUGCCACCACUCCGCUGGGAACGUGUGUGUUCCUGCAAAGUCACGGUGCGAUUAUCAUCCAGACUGUCCACGGGAGGAAGACGAGGCCGGCUGUGGUCCGUGCACAUUUGAGAGUGAUCAGUGUCAGUGGACGGACGCCAGUGAUGGACAGAGCAGAUGGUACAGACAGAAAGCCAGCAACACCACGGACCCUCCCACAGAUCACACCACAGAAACUGGUUUCUACAUGAGAGUAAAUCUCAGUUUGGGGUCCGCACAAAAGGAGGCCAAACUCCUCAGCCCCCCGCUUCCCCCUUCGUCCCCCUACUGCCAGAUUCUGUUUCACUUCCACAUAGAUGCACAGAGUACUGGGUCACUCAGAGUGCUUAUGCAGCAAGCUGAGGGCGGUGAAGCAAUCCUGUGGUCAUGCAGUCACAACACUGUCUCCCACUGGGCCUCGGAGCAUCUGCCUGUAGGCCGGCACCAGCAGCCUUACAAGCUUUGGUUCAGCAGCAUUAUUAAAGCAACACAGGAAGUUAAUGUAGGUCGAGACCACGUAGUUGCUGUGGAUGACGUCUCCUUUCUUAACUGUGAACAAUCCUAUCAGCCGCCGGAUCUGUCAUUCUUCAGCUGCACAUUUGAAGAUGGCCUCUGUGCUUGGGUCCAGGGAGCAGAAGAAGAGCUGGACUGGCUCAGUGGAUCAGGCCCAACAGAAACAUCCAACACUGGGCCUGCAGGAGAUCACACUACAGGCAAAGGGAAGUAUCUUUACAUUGAGAGCUCCCAUCCAGCCAUGAAGGAGAACAUAGCCCAUUUGAAGUCACCACUGCUGCCACCUGCUGGUGAUGAGGGAUACUGCUUCACAUUCUGGUACCACAUGUUUGGAGCAACUGUGGGUUCCUUAAGGAUGCUUCUAAAAUCAGCUGAAACGUUUGAGAAAACAUUGGUGUGGCAAAAAUCUGGGGAUCAGGGGGAUGAGUGGCUGCUGGCUCAGAGCCAUGUGACCCUGAAGAAUGUCCAUCAAGUGGUUCUGGAGGCGACAGUGGGAGGAGAGACAGGGGACAUAGCCAUAGAUGAUGUAGCCUUCGUGCAUGGACCGUGUCAUGCCUCUGACCUGUGUGACUUUGAGGAUGGCAGCUGUAACUGGCAGCAGGUACCAAGUGAUGAUUUUGACUGGGUCAGACAGUCGGGCUACAGCACAGGACCAAAGACUGACCACACCACCAGCACAGCCGCGGGUCAUUAUUACUACCUGCCAUCCUCCACCAGUGAUCAAAAUGGACAAACAGCUUCCAUGUUUUCACCUCUAUAUCCUGCAAGUAAAGGAUCUUGUGUGAUGCUGUGGUACUACAUGAAUGGGGAGGAAGUGGGCACGCUGAAUGUUUACCAACAGAGUGAAGAUGGAAAAAAUGUUCUGAUUUUCUCCCAGUUAGGAGAUCAAGGCCGACUAUGGAGGUUUGCUCAGGCGUCCCUCCUGCCUCGGGUUCAGCCGUACAAAAUUGUGGUGGAGGGUGUGAAAGCUGGUCCAGCAUUUGAGGGAGGCAUGGCCUUUGAUGAUGUGCAGCUUACAGACGCUCAGUGUCCUCCACAUGGUUUCUGUGACUUUGAGAGCUCUCUCUGCAGCUGGAGCAACCUGGGAGGAGUAGACCAGGGGGACUGGCUACAUGGAACAGGAGACUCCUCGAACCCCAACACCGGCCCCACUUUUGACCACACCACCAACUCCACACAUGGUCACUAUGUUUAUGUGGACAGCUCAGUGGGCGAGUGGGGAGACAUGUCCUUUCUGAUCAGUGAUGUGUUUCAGCCAUCCUCAAGAGGGCACUGUCUCACAUUCUGGUACCACAUGUACGGUGGCCACAUCGGGACACUCAGAGUGUACAUAAAUGACAGGAAAAUCCAUGCUGGAGGCAAUGAGGAAGGACUUCUGAAAUGGAUUGAAACAGGAAACAAAGGAGACCAGUGGCUGCAGGCCCGUGUACCUAUUAAACACAAAGAUGCAUUCUGGUUUGUGUUUGCGUAUCAGAGGGGGAUGAGUACAGGUGGAGACGUCGCUCUGGAUGACAUCACAAUCACCUCUGAUGCUUGCUACCCUCCUUCUCCCAUCCUUCCAUCUGAUAACAGCAGCUUGUCUGUGGCUCUUGCGGUUAGUCUGACUCUGCUGGCUGGAGUCAUCAUCUCCAUCCUUCUCUUUAUGCUGAACCGGAAGUGUAAAACAAUAAACCAGCCGUCAUGGAUGGACAAUGAGGGGAUGGACCUACCUUCUGGGCUAGACACGUUUAACUGCACAACAAAUGGCACAGAGCAUGAUUCUGACUUCUCCUUCUACAACAAACUUUAUGAUCCAUCCACACAACCAGAAAACACAGCCGAAGCCUCAUCGGAUGCUUAGACUUGUUUUAAUAUUAGGGUUUAUUAAUUUUAUUUACUGUAAAAAUAUUAAGAUGUUUCUCUUGAGACUCAACAAGAACAUUUUGACAGCUCUGCUAGUUUUUUUUUUACUGAAUAAAUGUCAGUUUUAUAAAGUGGAAUGUUGUCUGAAUAUAAUUUUUAUGUUGUUUAUUUGUGUAUUUAUUUUACUGAGUAAAUAAUUAGAACUUUUUUUUUUAAAUGACAUCUUAGUGGCAUGUUUCUGACUUGGAUGAUAUGGAUAAGACUCAGACUUCAAAGCCAGGGACGAAAUUUUGAUUUCAGAAGUGGGGGGGACACAGCAGGCUUGUGCGGAUUUUGGGUGGGGGGUGUUAUGUAAAGACCCCUUGACACGUCACGUGCCCAUCUCAAUAAUUUUUCCAUCCUCAAUAUAUAUAUAUAUAUAUAUAUAUAUAUAUAUAUAUAUAUA